This is a messenger RNA of Centropristis striata (black sea bass), 1752 nucleotides long. RefSeq names its product KRR1 small subunit processome component homolog (gene krr1). Gene Ontology annotation, cellular component: nucleolus; small-subunit processome. Gene Ontology annotation, molecular function: RNA binding. NCBI's taxonomy places the organism in Eukaryota, Metazoa, Chordata, Actinopteri, Perciformes, Serranidae. The transcript is spliced from 10 exons. The record is from RefSeq and is a predicted model, not a curated record. Bases 28 to 1179 code for a protein of 383 amino acids.
AAGAAGCAGGACCCUUUCCCAACAACAAUGGCGUCCUCUACGAGGGGAGACGGCGUGAGUGAAGCACAGACAGGGAAAACAUCGAAAAAGACUAAAAACCAAGUGGAUGAAUCUGAACUCUUGACUGUUCCUGAUGGAUGGAAGGAGGCGGCUUUCACUAAAGAUGACAACCCCCGUGGUCUGCUGGAGGAGAGCAGUUUCGCCACGCUUUUCCCCAAAUACAGAGAAGCUUACCUGAAAGAGUGCUGGCCGCUUGUAGAGAAGGCCUUAGGAGAGGCGCACAUCAAAGCCACUCUGGACCUGAUAGAGGGAAGCAUCACAGUUUGCACAACCAAGAAAACUUUUGACCCUUAUGCCAUCGUGAGAGCAAGAGAUCUCAUCAAGCUGCUGGCCAGGAGUGUCCCAUUCGAACAGGCAGUGCGGAUAUUACAGGAUGACAUGGCGUGUGACAUCAUUAAAAUCGGGACCCUUGUAAGGAACAGAGAGCGUUUUGUGAAGCGAAGACAGCGACUUAUUGGCCCCAAGGGCUCCACCCUAAAAGCGUUAGAGUUGUUGACCAACUGCUAUGUGAUGGUGCAGGGCAACACGGUGUCAGCACUGGGGCCGUUCAACGGACUAAAGGAGGUACGCAAAGUGGUGAUGGACACAAUGAAGAACAUCCACCCCAUCUACAACAUAAAGACACUGAUGAUCAAACGGGAGCUGUCCAAAGAUCCUGACUUGCGGAUGCAGAGCUGGGAACGUUUCCUGCCCAAGUUCCGCCACAAGAACCUGACCAAGCGCAGGGAGCCCAAGAAGAAGAGUGUGAAGAAGGAGUACACACCGUUCCCCCCAGCACAGCCAGAGAGCACGGUUGACAAGGAGCUGGCCACAGGAGAAUUCUUCCUGCGUGAAAGUGUGAAAAAGAGGAAGAAGAUGGAAGAGAUCAAGGUGAAACAAGCAGAGGCACUGACCAAGAAGCAGGAAGAGCGGAACAAAGCUUUCAUUCCUCCUAAAGAGAAGCCUUUAAUGAAGAAAUCCACUAAAGUUUCUACAGAAGGCAAGCUGGACAUCGAAGCCAUUAAGGAGAAAGUGAAGAAAGCUAAAACCAAAAAACUGGGGGCUCCACCAGUUAACCCUGCACCCCCCAGCAGCACCACGGACAAAAAGAAAAAGAGCAAAACAAAAAACAAAGGCUGACCACAAACACACACCUCUGUCGUGGUGUGUACCAUGUGAUAUGGUAUUUGUUGGGCGAAUUAGGGACCUUGUAAGGACACGAAAAGAUGGGACGUCAGCCGUACUGUCAUGGACGUUUUUAUUAAACUGCUUUUGGUGUGCGGAUUUUGUUUUCCCAUUUCCUAGACCAAUUAUCUGUCAAUAGAGAUAGAAAGACCACCAGUGAACGAUGUCAUACAUUUUCCUCUUGUCUACUUUAUUGGUCUUCUAUUUGUCCAGAUUUUGUUUGGUCAGUAUUUAUACCUUAUAAAACAUAUUUUCUCCUGCCUUUUAAAAACAGAUGUUUGUUUGGGAGGAGGCAGACUCAAUCAGAUGGAAAUGUGAAAUUAAAGAGAAGAUUUUUACAACUUAGAUCUUAAAUUUGUAGGUUUGUCUUAAUUUCUAUCAUUGACAUUUUUUUUUUAUCAUACUGUAUGCUAUGGGGGAUUAGGUACUUCUAGACAUGCUACAUUGAUGCUUGGGUUUAAAUUCUAGUUUAUCUGAAUAACUUACUUGGAAGUGUAAAUUAAGGUAAGUAUAAAGAUUAUCAUUGUG